Messenger RNA from Aricia agestis (brown argus), 1328 nucleotides. RefSeq names its product ras-related and estrogen-regulated growth inhibitor-like protein. NCBI's taxonomy places the organism in Eukaryota, Metazoa, Arthropoda, Insecta, Lepidoptera, Lycaenidae. The record is from RefSeq and is a predicted model, not a curated record. The transcript is spliced from 6 exons. Gene Ontology annotation, molecular function: GTPase activity; GTP binding. Bases 111 to 746 code for a protein of 211 amino acids.
CAAUUUGCUGCAGUCGCUCUCUAGCAGGUGCCUCGCGCGCGCGUGCCGCCAUCUUGGAACAGCUGAUUUCGCGCCAUUUGACAUUUGAAUUUCGAACUUUGUGUGUUGUGAUGAAAAUGACGGUAAAUCGAAUAAGAGUAGUCGUACUCGGCAGCGCCCGGUCCGGCAAAUCAGCCGUGGUGGUGCGUUACUUAACGAAGAGGUACAUAGGUGAAUACAGUUCUACUGGAGAUUUUCUUUACCAGCAUCGAGCAACUUUUGACGGAGCAUCGUCUGAGGUGGAAGUUUUAGACACGUGUGGAUGUGCGAAACGUGGUUGUCUAGCCGAGCACCUUCGUUGGGGAGACGCGUUCGCGGUGGUGUACUCUGUGUGUGAUCGCCGCUCCUUCAUGGCUGCUGCGGAGUUACUGGCUCUGCUGGAGAGGACCAGGCUACCGGGCUGCUCUGCUGUUACGUUGCUUGGAAACAAACGGGACCUGGAGCAUGCGAGAGUCGUGAAAACCGAGGAAGGUCAGGAGCUGUCUCUCCGCUUCGGGUGCCAGUUCUACGAGGUGUCGGCGGCGGAGUCGUGCGCCGGCGCCGCGCUCGCCUUCCACGCGCUGCUGCGGGAGGCGCGCUCCACCGCCAUGUUGCUGCCGACACCGAGACGCAAGUUGGCAGCGUAUUCCGUAUCUAAGGUAAUCGGUACGAUUCUCGGUCUGAGCAACAAAACUGUCCGGAAGAAACGGCCAUCGCUGAGCAUAUGAUCUGCUUCGGAUACCUUCUGGCUUUUACUCUUUGGAGUUUGUUACCGCGAACGCGGGUUGGAGGCUUGUAGGCCUGUGUUGGAGGCUUGUGGGCCUGUAUUGGAGGCCUGUAGGCCUGAGAUGGAGGAUUUGGAAAGUAUUCUUGUUACGGAUCCCAGAGAUCCUUUGUCGAUAAAGCGCGGCUCUUAUUUAUAGAUAAUUUACAGUAUUUUUGAUCCAGAAAAUGUGCCUUGUAUAUUUGUGAUCUUGAAAGUGAGCUUAUUGUACUUACUACUUUUAAAUAAAUGCCUUAAUAUGUAUUAAUAAUUUUAAAAUAUUAAUAAGAUGAUUUGGGAGCAAGAACCUCAUUGGAUGAUUGUAGAUUUUUAAACAGAAAUCUUGAUGGUAGUAUAAGUAAAAGCGACAGAAUAUAACUUUGUAAGCUUUACAAACGUUACAAAAGGGUGAGUUUAAUACUUGGAAAACGAAACGUUACUAUGAACAAAAUAAAAGAUGAAAAAAAAAAGAAAUAUGUAAAAUGAAAAUAUUAAAAAACCGUUGCUGCUUGUUAAUGACUAGACGUUUGACAUAAAUAUAAUAAUA